Messenger RNA from Lactuca sativa (garden lettuce), 936 nucleotides. RefSeq lists its product as uncharacterized. The record is from RefSeq and is a predicted model, not a curated record. NCBI's taxonomy places the organism in Eukaryota, Viridiplantae, Streptophyta, Magnoliopsida, Asterales, Asteraceae. Gene Ontology annotation, molecular function: aspartic-type endopeptidase activity. Gene Ontology annotation, biological process: proteolysis.
AUGGAAGAAGUAAAGAAAGUAGUCCUAAACAAGAGCUGCUCAGCUGCUAUGUUGAACAAACUUCCUAAGAAGAAAGGAGAUCUGGGAAGCUUAACAUUGCCCUGCCAAUUUGGAAACUUAGCUACCAUUUAUGCAUUAGCUGAUUCAGGGGCAAGUGUAAAUCUCAUGCCUUACUCAUUUUUCAAAAAGUUAGAUCUUCCCGAGCCAAGGCCCAUUAGUAUGGCAAUUCACCUAGCAAACAAGACGGUUACAUUUCCUAGGGGAAUUUGUGAAGAUCUGUUGGUGAAAGUGGACAGGUUCGUGUUCCUCGUGGACUUUAUAGUUUUAGACAUGGAAGCGGAUCCCCAAGUCCCGAUUAUACUCGGAAGACCUUUUCUUAAUACGGCAAGUGCUAUCUUCGACAUGCAAGAUUCUAAACUUACCCUUCGGGUAGGAGACGAAUUAGUCACUUUUGGAGUUGGUCAAGCCAUGAAGCAUGCAAGGAGUAGUGACGACACGACAUUUUCAAUUGACAUGUUGGAAGAAUUAUUAGAAGAUUGGAAUGACGAUGAGCCAAAAAAGUCCACCGUCACAUUUGAACAAGAAUUUGAUGAUGAAAGGGACCUGCUGGAAUUAGAGAGACUGCUCGAGGAAGCCGAUUAUAACGAUCUGAUCAGAAGUGCAGAAAGUUUGACUCCCGAAAUUCAAAACACGAAAACUGAGCUCAAGGCACUACCAGAUCACGUGGAGUACGCAUUUCUUGAAGAUGACCAACAAAAACCUGUAAUUAUAGCUGCUAAUUUAGCCAAACAUGAGAAGGAGAGCCUCGUGGGUGUACUAAAGAAGAGGCAAGGUGCUAUGGCAUGGAAGAUAAACGACAUCAAAGGAAUUAGUCCAACCUAUUGUUCCCACAAAAUCAACUUAGAAGAUGGAUCAAAAGUUGUAGUACAACGCUAG